Hyposmocoma kahamanoa is the source of this 1065-nucleotide messenger RNA. RefSeq lists its product as uncharacterized. NCBI's taxonomy places the organism in Eukaryota, Metazoa, Arthropoda, Insecta, Lepidoptera, Cosmopterigidae. The record is from RefSeq and is a predicted model, not a curated record. The transcript has 2 exons. Bases 12 to 827 code for a protein of 271 amino acids.
UUUAUUUUCAGAUGCACGCGGUGGGCCUGCACUCGGCGCUCGCCAUCCGCCGCGAGCGCAAGCGCCGCGCCGAGCAGCAGCGCGCGCGCGAGCGCCGCUACUCCCUCCAGUCCUCAGAAUCUGGAGUCACUUCCCCUCACUGCUCCACCGGCAGCCUCGAAAGACGACGCUUCCGAAAAACUAGAACCACCGACAAUGAGGUCGUUUCCUCUGUUGGAAUGCUCCACCUUGGAGUUGUUUUCGUCGUCCUUGGAGUAUUCCUCAUCGCGUCUGGCUGGCUACCGGAUAACGUCACGUCAUGGAGCAGUAUAGGAUCCGUGAGCUGGUUCAAUGAGCUGGUAUGUUCGGGACUUUUCGCGUUAACGAUCGGCAUAUUCUUGAUUGUGCUGCACAAAUAUUUGACUAAAAGCGAGGAAGAAGCGUUGGAAGAUUAUGUGCAGAGGCAGUUGACGCGAUCCCGUUCCGGACACAGACUGGAGAGAGAUGCAGAGACCGGUGGCAUGCAUACUAAAAACGCGAGGCGAGCGCGAGCCACCGAAGUGUUGCCGGAAACGAUGAUAGAAACUUAUUCAGAACCGCCACCAGAUCGAGCCCAUGGAUUCGUUAACGCUUUGGCUUUGAAUGGUGACGCGCUUAGAGAGUCGCCACUUGAGCAGAUUGUAGAAGAAGAAGUCUCUGUCGCAUCAGAGAACGAGAGGAGGCUGGGUAGAUUCAACAAGGACACAUAUUCGACACCUUCAGUGGCGAUGAGUCUUAGCCCCGGUUCGCCUUCCGACACCAAAGAGCUCCUAUCUGACGGACGUUACAUGAUCAUGUCACGCAUGUGAGAUCAGGACCAUGACACAUUUCGAAAUUUCACUGAAUCCGAGCAUUAUUUCUCUGGGCUCUAAACUUUUGAAAUGUAAUAACAUUAUAAUUUAUAUAAAUCUGGGAUUUCACGCCACAGCCAACGAAUCUACUGUACCUUAUACAAUCUUUUCUGGAGUCAAAGAUAUCGGAACUUGCCUUAACAGGGCGAUGUUCGGAGAGUUGUAGUGAUGAACAUUACAGACAAAGUGAAUCAGA